UGAUUGAAGGCAAAACUCAUGGCAUUUCUACUCGAAUCCUUCCUACAAAUUGUGAAAAAUCUCUAUUUUCCUCUCCUGCAUUGCAUCUUCCAUUGUUUUCGCAGCCUAAGCAAUAAAGAUUCUGCAACAUGGAGAGUAUCCAUAGCUUUUGGCAGUUGGGAGAUGACCUUCGAGGGCAAUCAAGAGUCUCAGAGGAUCACAAAUGGUUAAUGGCUGCUUCUAAAUUGGCUGAGCAGACAAGGUCAAAGGGAGAGAGGAGGAACAACCUUGAUUUCUCAAAAGGUCCUACUGAAUUGAGGCCUAGAGAUAAUUUUGGAUUUCAAGAAGAUAACAAAUUUGAAAGCUUUAAUUUCAAUAUGUUAAAUUUGGAUGCCAAAAUGUCCGAAAACAUUGCUAAAAGCCCCAUCAGAAAUGGUAUUUACAAUAUGAAUGCUGUGUAUCAAAAUCCUAAUGUCAAUUUGGGAAAUAUAGCUGGAAGCAAAUAUAGCAAUAACAACCUCAACAAGGAGCCUGUGAAGAGCAGCAGUAACAACAGUAAUAACAAGGAGGAGAACACAAAUGCGAGCAGUGCAGUGGACAAAAGGUUUAAGACUUUGCCUGCAGCAGAGACUCUUCCUAGGGACGAGGUUCUUGGUGGGUAUAUCUUUGUUUGCAACAAUGACACAAUGCAGGAAGAUUUAAAGCGGCAACUAUUUGGUUUACCACCAAGAUAUAGAGACUCAGUGAGGGCAAUAACACCAGGCUUGCCCUUGUUCCUCUACAAUUACACUAAUCAUCAGUUGCACGGUGUUUUUGAGGCAGCGAGUUUUGGAGGUUCCAACAUUGACCCUACUGCUUGGGAAGAUAAAAAAUGUAAAGGCGAGUCGAGGUUCCCUGCUCAGGUAAAGAUUCAUGUAAGGAAACUCUGCAAACCUUUGGAGGAAGAUGCUUUUAGGCCGGUUUUGCAUCAUUAUGAUGGUCCCAAGUUUCGUCUUGAGUUGUCUGUACCUGAGACCUUGGACUUGCUAGAUCUUUGUGAACAAGCAGGCGUGUGGAGCCCUGCUGCUGAUACUCACGGCAUAGCAUGAGGGAAAGUGUGUGUAUUGUGUAGGUUUUGUUCGUAAGUGGGUGUGUGCUUAUCGCGGAUUUUCCAUGGAGCGCAAGCUUGGGAGGCAAAUCUUCAAGAGUAGGAUUGGCUUGUGAGUUUAGUUGGGCCAAAUAAGUGUAGACUAUUGUGUGUUACGAAGAUGCUGGUAGCUUUCACUAUAAUUGAUGUUGUAAUAGUGUAGACAAGUUUUUAAGAAAAGCCCAACUGUAUUUCUAUUUUGUGGAACGAAAUUAAGUACAUGUAUUGCAAAACAAUCAAUUAAGUGAAAGAUGAUGCUAUGUUACUUUUGCUAAUAUGAUUGGAGCAUUUUCAUA
This is a messenger RNA of Olea europaea var. sylvestris, 1401 nucleotides long. Its product is annotated as B2 protein. The record is from RefSeq and is a predicted model, not a curated record. Gene Ontology annotation, biological process: response to endoplasmic reticulum stress. The transcript has 6 exons. Bases 129 to 1067 code for a protein of 312 amino acids. NCBI's taxonomy places the organism in Eukaryota, Viridiplantae, Streptophyta, Magnoliopsida, Lamiales, Oleaceae.